Messenger RNA from Rotaria sp. Silwood2, 4059 nucleotides. NCBI's taxonomy places the organism in Eukaryota, Metazoa, Rotifera, Eurotatoria, Philodinida, Philodinidae. The record is from the annotation of a GenBank genome assembly.
AUGAACAUUGUUUCAAAUCAUAUUCAAAAACUUCUUUUCAUUAUUUUGAUUCUUUUUGUAGUUAUUGAAAAAGGUGAAGGAAAAAGUUCUGUAUAUCGUUUUUGUCUUCAUGAUAAUAUAUAUGCAUUUAUAAAUACACGAAGUAAAUUAUUUCAUAAUUCAACAGCUAAUAAAUCCGAUUCUAUACUAUCAACACACACAAUUGUUCGUUUAAUUGAAAAUAUUCAUGAUUUAAAUGGUAAUGCACCAGCACGUUUAAUGAAAUCUAUUAUUUCAUCAAAUCGUGAUUUGCAACGAAAUAAACAACAACAACAACAACAAUCAUCAAAUAAAACAAUGACAGCAUCACCAACAACACCAAUCGGUACACAAUUUGCUUUAACUAUGUUAGGAGCAAAUCAACAUGCAUCAAGUUCUUUACAACAGCAUGUAUCUAGUACAUUAGGUACACUAAUACAAGUACAAAAUUCAUUAUCAACAUCAACAAUUAAUAGCCCGAAUGAGAAAAUUCAAUCCCAACAACAGCAUCCGCCAACACCAUCACCUUCACCAAUACAAAAUCGAUUAAAUCCUCAAAAAUCAUCUACGCUUGAAAAUGUUACUUCAUCAGAUACCGUUGAAUUUGGUAGUAAACGAACAUCAUUUAGUCCUUCAUUAGGCUCUGUACAUUCCAAUCAUGGUAGUCUCUCAUCACCUGUUAAUACAUUUGAUAUAUUUUUUUCUUCGCCAACAUCAGUACCAACAAAUUCGAAUGAUUUAAAUUCAUUUUUAUUAUCACCAACAAAUCCAAAAACUUCAUCACCUUUUUUUUCUAAUAAUGAUAUAUAUACAACAUCAUCAAGUCCAAAAUCACAUUUAGCAUCACCAUCAACGCAAAAUUUAUCACGUGGUUCAACACGUUUAAGACAAUUAUUAACAAAUAAAUCUCCACCAACAAAUGAAAAUCCAUCACAAACAUUACAUUAUCUUCCUGAUGCUAAACUUGAAGAUUUUAUACAAGGACCAGAAAGUCCAACAACAACACAUGUAUCACCAUUAACAACAGAAUUAUCAUCAUCAUCAACAACAGCAACAGCAAAACGUCGACGAAAAAAUAGUUCGACUUUAAAUGAACAAAAUAAUUCAACUGAUGUAUUACUUAAAAAAAUUUUAGGAAGACAAAAUUCAUUUUCAACAUCACCUAUUAAAACAGAAUCAAAUCAUAGUGAUGAUAGUUCAUCAAGUGGACAAACAACAAAUAAACAACGUAGCGAUAUUUUUCUUCGAACAUUACUUAAAGAUGAAGUACGUCCACAAAAAGUUGUUGUCGAGACACCAUUUGCAAUAGGUGCACGGCAAGUAACACAUCAAUAUUCAACAAAUAAUACAAAUGUAUUAGUUGAAAAUAAUAAAACCAAAAAUAAUAAUGUUAAUAAUACACGUUUAACGUUAAAAACUCAAUUAUCAGAUAUAUCUGAUGUUAAAACAAAGAAAAAACCACGACAAAAUUCAACUAAUUUUUCUAAUCAAAAUAAUCCCAUGCCAAGAAAACCUGGUAGACCAAAACGAAAUCCAACAGAAUAUCUUUUAACAACAACUCAUAUUCAAACACCACAAUCAACAUUAUCAGAUGGAUCUCUUGAUAGUCUAUUAGAUUCAUCAGCAAAUCUUGAUCAACCAAUAACACCAAGAUCACCUAAUUUAAAUCGUCGUACAACAAGACAAACAUCAAAUAUAACAACAAUGAAUUUAAAACGUUCAUCUGAUAAUGAUGAACAUUUACAAGUGCCAAGAAAAUGUCCGAAAUUAUUAACAGAAGCACUUCAAAAAGAUUUAAAAAUUGAAUGUCAAGAUAUUUCACCAUCAACGGCAAUUGCCGCUACGAAAUUACUUAGUCAGUCAUCUCAAUCAAUAAUUAAAAGUGAGCCUCAACAAUAUGAACAUAAUCUAAAUUCACCAUUAUCACAAACUCAAAUAUGUCGAACAAUGCUAUCUAAUAAUAUAAAUUCAUCAUCAACAUCUAAUACACAAUCAUCAUUAUUACGUACAUCAAUUCGUACAUCACAACCUCCAUCAAUAAUAACAAAAAAAGAUGGACCUUUGUAUGAUUUAUUAGAACAUUUUGACACAACAACAACAUUAUCAAAUGAUAAUUCAUUUUUUUCCGGUCAAUCAUCAAUGAAUAAUUCAUUUGAUCCAUUUGAACAAUAUUUAUCACCUGUUUUAUCUCAACCAUCAAUAACAAAUAAUAAUAAUAAUAAUAAUUCAUCUAAAGAUGAUUAUUUGACAGAAUUAUUAAAUUCUGAUCCUCAAAAACCUAAUGAAAUAUCAUUUAUACCAACAAAUAAACAACAAACAAUAAAUGAUAAUAAUCGUAUAACAGCUAUAGCUAAUGAAUUACUUAAUUCAACAACACUGGGAAAUAAUUCAAAUGAUGAUUUUCUAUCAUUAUUAGAAAAUAAAGAUUUUCUUGAAUGUUUAAAUGAUUCAACAGCAAUUGAUUCAAUAUUAUCACAAAAUUCAUCAAGUCUUAUUGAACAAUCAUGUCCAACAGCAACAACAAUAACUAAGCGUAGUGAAAAAGAUGAAAAAGCUAUUAGUGAAAUUUAUAAAACACUUGUUACUUCAUUUAAUCCCGGUUCAUCACAACAAUCAUCAUCAUCAUCAUCAUCUAUGGAUCCUUUAUCUGUUGAUAAUAAUUCUUCUUCUAAUUCUAUUACCGGUGACUUUCUUUUUACUGAAAAUACGAAUCCAAUCCCAUCAAAUCGAACAGUUAAUCAUGAUCCAUUAACAUCAAUUUAUUGUCAAUCAUCUGUUCCACCACCUUCAUCAACAUUUCCAUAUUCAAUAAAUAAUACUCAAUUUACUGAUUGUCUUUCAAUGGAUCUACUUGAUAAUAGUGGUUCAUUUCCUCCAAAUGUAACAUUAUCACCUAUGACUAAUUCUUAUUCAUCACAACCAACACCAACCCUUAUGAAUACAAAUUCAAUGAUGAUGUAUCCUCAACAACCAGAUGCACAUAUUCAACAUCGACAAACACCAAAUCAUCUUUAUCGUCAAACGCCACAACAACAACAGCAACAACAACAGCAACAACAACUGCAACAACAACAACAACAACAACAACAAUCAAUGUAUAAUAAUUAUAUUCAACCAUCACCAUCAAAUCAAGUUCCUGCUGGUUAUUAUUCAAUGCCACUACCAUCAGCAAGUCAACAACAACAACAACAACAACAACGAAUAUCAUCUGCUAAUCAUCAUCAUCCAGCAUCAAUAGCAAAAAGACAAACACUAAUGCAACAACAACAACAACAACAAAGAGCUUCAGCGCAUCAACAACAAGUUCAGUUCCAUAUGUCUAUGAAUGUUACUUUACCACAUAUGAUUACAAAUCAACAACAACAACAACAACAACAACAAAUAACACAUCGACCCAUGAUGAAUCCAUAUAAUGAUUUAAUCAUGCCAAAUAGCAAUAUUCCACCAUUACAACAAGAUUAUCAUCAAUAUUCAAAUAAUAAUCCAUUUGAUCUUCCCUAUAACUCUGAUCAUUUUAUGUCACAAUCAUCAAAUAUGGGACAACAAUCCAUGCAAAAUCGUCAUAUGAAUGUCAUUCAACAUCAACAACCUCUGCCACCACCCCCAUCAUCUCUGCCUCCUUCACAUCCGCAAGCUGCAAUGCAUCAGCAAUAUUCUAAUAUGAGUGUAGCUCUUUCGGCAACUAUACAACAAAAUUCACAUAAUUCAAAUAAUCUCAUGAAUCCAUCGAUAUCUAAUUUAACGCCUGCUGAAUGUCGUCAAUCAGAAGAACUCAAUAAUCAGAUGAUGAACUGUUUGAGUUUUCAACCUGUUCGAUCAACUAGUGAAUUUGUACGUAAACAAUUACAAAAUACAAUACAAGGACGACAAAAACCGGCUGGUGGAAAAGAUUUAUCUGGAGCAACAGGACACAAUUCAUUAUCAGCAAAUCUUGAUUGCAAUCAAAAAGGAGCAUUUUUUCGAACUCACUUAUCUUCUCAAAUGCCAACUACUCCAUUACAAACAACAGUAAGACCACAACAACAAGACAAACCAACAUGA